AUGCCGGUUGUUCCUUGUAUCUCUCAGCUCCGGCCCCCAGUGAAGAAUCUCGGUGAUGAGAACUUUAAAACAGGAGCUGUCCGGACCGGUGGUUACUUGGGGCGGACUCGCCUUCACUGUCCGUUCCGGACUGUGUCCACUGGGGACCUCCAGAAGAGGCCCUCGCUGCCGGUCCACAGUGUUUCCCGGUCUCUCCGGGCUAAUUCCAUGGACCGGUGUUUGAACAUGGCUGACAGCCUACCUUUUGAAGAUGAUGAGGCUUUAGCCGAUUCCCAGGAGCACCCUGGGCGCGUGGUGGUUGUUCACACGCGGCGAUAUUUAGUGGAGAAGGUUUGGGACUUACUCAUCGGAGUAUUUUCCUCAAUGUUCUUGUGUGGUCAGCACAACUCAGUGCCGAUGCUGUCAAAUUCCAGGAUGUUCCGAGGCUCCGUGAUCCUGAGAGUGAUCUCUACUAAGGGCAGAGCCAUACUGUGUUUUGUUCUGGGGCAGCCGAUCCUGAAUUUAUGGUCUUUUCUCACUGGCUACCUCUCCACUCAAUUUAGUGCUCUCCAAGUGAGCAGCAAAAACAAAAGAGUGAGACAAAAGAAAAAGAAAAACCCCAGUACCUUGAGAAAAAGUGGAGAAGUAUUUGCCAAGCAGGAGGAAGGCUCCCCAGUCAUAAAGAGGCCUUCUGAUCAGGAAAAGGACUCUGAUGGUGGUGCGAGUGUCCAAUCUGCAUUUAGAUGCCUGAUUGUCAAUGAUGUACUCUCUUCUUUUAUACCCAGGCCUGGUCCUUUAGGUAUGAAUUUCUGUUCCAAGAAUCCAGCAAAGAGCUGUAUUAAAGAAUCCCAGGUCGCAUUCAAGAGCUCAUACAAACGGAAUGCCAUCGCCAGCUCCUACAGUUCCACUCUAGCACAAUGGCCACCCGAGAGAGUUCCUACACGGGCUACCGGACGUGCUACCCCAGGUACUGCUUCAGGCGCUACGGCAGGAGCUGCUACACAACCUACCCGAGGUGCUGCCCCCGGUUCUGCUUCGCGUGCUGCGGCAGGUGCUACCCGAGGUGCCGCCUUAGAUGCUGCUGCAGGUGCAACCUACGGUGCUGUCUCUGGUGCUGCUUCAGGGGAUGCCCCAGAUGCUGCUGCAGGUGCUAGCCGAGGUGCUACCCAAGAUGCUGCUGCAGGUGCUACCCGAGGUGCUGUCCCUGGUGCUGUUUCAGGAACUGCUGCAGAAGCUGCAGCACAACCUACCGGAGGUGCUGCCCCAGGGGCUGCCCCAGAUGCUGAUGUACGUACUACCCGAGCUGCUUCAGGUGCUGCUGCAAACGCUGCUUCAGGGGAUGCCAUAGAUGCUGAUGCUGAUCUAGAUGCUGUCUCAGAUGCUGCACCAUGCACUCUACCGUUCCCCAGCCAAGACUCAUCCCAGUCAACGGAGGCUACAAAGAAAGGAGAUGAGAAAGGCGAUGCACCUUCAGGUAUUUCGAAAAAAAAGGAAAAGAGAGAAAAGAGAAAAAAAGAAAAGAAGGAAAGAAAGAAAGCCAAACAAGCAGCUGCGGCAGCUGCCGCAGCUGCUGCAGAAGCGACUCAAGACAAGCAAGGCAAGCAAGGCAAGCAAAGCAAUCCAAAGAAGGGCCUCUCCACAUCUGAUAUUCCAAAGCCUGCGAGGCGCAAGGUCCCUUUGUUCCCGCCUCAUAGAAGAGACAUCCCACUGGUUCUGCCCCCACCUCCAGAACUAUGUUUCCGAAUCACUGUAGAAGACUUUGACUUAGAGAAGAAAAUUGCCAUGCAGUGGAUCAACAAGGUCUUGAAGGAUGAUGGAAUCAAGGCCCGCUGUAAUUAAAUGACCCAAGGAUGACCACAUCACCGGAUACAUAAUACUGGUCUCCAAGCAACCAGUUUCUGAACUCUAUCUGUGUAGUUUAACAUCACAUUCUAUUUAGAACCAUUUUGAUACUUAAA
Myodes glareolus (Bank vole) is the source of this 1937-nucleotide messenger RNA. RefSeq lists its product as uncharacterized. NCBI's taxonomy places the organism in Eukaryota, Metazoa, Chordata, Mammalia, Rodentia, Cricetidae. The record is from RefSeq and is a predicted model, not a curated record.